This is a messenger RNA of Musca domestica (house fly), 900 nucleotides long. RefSeq lists its product as uncharacterized. The record is from RefSeq and is a predicted model, not a curated record. Bases 174 to 881 code for a protein of 235 amino acids. NCBI's taxonomy places the organism in Eukaryota, Metazoa, Arthropoda, Insecta, Diptera, Muscidae. The transcript has 2 exons.
ACUUACAAACGGAAUUACAAAGUUAAUAUAGCUUCCAUAGUAUAAUUGAUAAAUUUGUAUUGCUUAUACAGACCCCAUCAACGGAAACAGAAUGGCUAGCAGUAUCGGAAAAAUUUUAUGAGAAGUGGAAUUUCCCAAACUGUAUUGGGUCUAUAGACGGCAAACAUGUCGUUAUGACAGCGCCUUCUCAUUCCGGAAGCAUUUACUUCAACUAUAAAGGAACUCACAGCAUUGUACUCAUGGCUAUUGCAGAUGCUUCCUACAAAUUUUUAUAUAUUGAUGUUGGGUCCAAUGGAAGAAUAUCAGAUGGUGGAGUUUUCCGAAAAACGUCAUUUAAUAAAGGUCUGGUUAACGAAAAACUAAAUUUACCACCACCAGAACCAUUGACAGGCAGAACAGUUUCAGUUCCUUAUGUUCUUGUUGCGGAUGAUGCAUUCGCUAUGACACCCAAUAUAUUAAAACCUUUCAGUGUCCGCAAUAUGAAUGCAAUUCAGAGAAUUUUUAACUAUCGUUUGUCUAGAGCUAGACGAGUUAUAGAAAACGCAUUUGGAAUUCUGUCUGCCCGCUUUCGUGUACUACGAACCCCAAUAAAGGUUGAUCCACCAAAAGCAAUAAAAAUUACUACUGCCUGUUGUGUGUUGCAUAACUACCUGAUGUGCCGCAAUAAUUCGAUAUACUUCAACCCAAAUCUAGUGGACCACUAUACACAAGAUGGAACACUAGUACUAGGUGAAUGGCGCAGUGAACGGGCCUCUGAUAGUCUUAUAAAUCUACAACCUCAUCGGUCUUAUAUUGCACCUAAUUGUUCUACUGUAAGGGACGAGUUUUCCCAAUAUUUUGUAGAAGAAGGCGAAGUUCCCUUCCAAUACAAACAUAUAUAAAAGUUUAAAUAAAAUGAUA